Molecule: messenger RNA, 5580 nt
Organism: Peromyscus eremicus (cactus mouse)
Lineage: Eukaryota; Metazoa; Chordata; Mammalia; Rodentia; Cricetidae
Gene: Fer1l6
Product: fer-1 like family member 6
Exons: 40
Coding region: 1-5580 (1859 amino acids)
Biological process (GO): plasma membrane organization
Cellular component (GO): membrane
Source: RefSeq, a predicted model, not a curated record
AUGUUUGGGCUGAAGCUGAAAAAGAAGAAGAAAAACAAAGCAGAGAAGGGGUUGAUCCUCACCAACAAGGGUGCACAAGAUGGUCAGAGCGACUCUGAAGCACCACAGGAAGGGCCUUCUCACCAGGAAGGACCAGAAGGAGACGUGAUUCAUGACGAUGCUUCUAUCACUCCUGGCCCCGCGGCUCCUCCAAAGAGGAGAGCGAAACUGCUGACUAAGAUCCAUGAUGGGGAGGUCAAAUCUCAAAACUAUCAAAUCGCCAUAACCAUCACUGAGGCCCGGCAGCUGGUGGGCGAGAACAUCGACCCGGUUGUGACCAUUGAGAUCGGGGAGGAGAAGAAGCAGAGCACAGUGAAGGAAGGGACCAGCAGCCCGUUUUAUAAUGAGUACUUCGUGUUUGACUUCAUUGGACCCCAAGUGCAUCUUUUUGACAAGAUCAUCAAGAUCUCAGUCUUACACCACAAGCUGAUAGGAAGCAUCCUGAUUGGCUCUUUCCGAGUGGAUGUGGGGACGGUGUACAACCAGCCUGGUCACCAAUUCUGCGACAAGUGGGCACUGCUUACAGACCCUGGUGACAUCAGGACUGGCACCAAGGGCUACCUGAAGUGUGACAUCAGUGUGACCGGGAAAGGCGACGUCUUAAAGACCAACCCCAAAACCUUCGACGCUGAGGAGCAAAUAGAGAAGAACAUUCUGAUCCCUCAAGGAUUUCCAUCAGAGAGACCUUGGGCCAGAUUCUAUGUGAGGCUGUAUAGAGCAGAAGGGUUACCCAAAAUGAACUCCAGCAUUAUGGCAAACGUCACCAAAGCAUUUGUGGGUGACAGUAAGGACCUCGUGGAUCCCUUUGUGGAGGUGUCCUUCGCUGGGCAGACGGGGCGAACCUCAGUGCAAAAGAACUGUGCAGACCCUGUGUGGCAUGAGCAGGUGGUCUUCAAGGAAAUGUUCCCUCCCUUGUGCCGGAGGGUGAAAAUUCAGGUGUGGGAUGAAGGCAGCAUGAAUGACGUCGCCCUGGCAACCCACUUCAUUGACCUGAAGAAAAUCUCCAAUGAGCAGGAUGGAGACAAAGGCUUCCUUCCCACCUUCGGACCUGCCUGGAUUAACCUGUACGGCUCCCCCAGGAACCAGAGUCUCAUGGAUGACUACCAGGAGUUGAAUGAGGGCUUUGGGGAAGGCGUGGCCUUCAGGGGCCGGAUCUUGGUGGAAAUUGCUGUGGAAAUCCUCUCUGGGGGCGCCCAGGAGUCUAAGUUCUCCAAAGCUCUGAAGGAGCUGAAGCUGUCUUCCAAAGACAAAGACUCCAAAUCUUCUAAAGGCUCAAGCAAAGACAAGGCUGACAAAAGCGAGGAUGGCCGAGCCCAGCAGGCAGCUGACAAGACCAACUCCACGGAGGUGGAGGUGGAAUCUUUCACGGUCCCCCCAGAGAUUACACCAGAAAAAUAUGAGGAGUUUUUACUCUUUGGAGCCUUUUUUGAAGCUACCAUGAUUGACCGGAAGAUCGGAGACAAGCCCAUCAGCUUUGAAGUUUCUAUUGGUAACUUUGGGAACCUGAUCGAUGGAGGGUCUCAUCAUGGGAGUAAGAAGAAAUCAGCUGAGCUGAUGGAAGAGGAUGUCCUUCCUCUGUUGCAUGAAGGAGAAAAAGACGUGGCCCACGACAGUGUCAUUUCCAUGGCCUCCACCACACACCCGGAGAAGCCUCUGGUGACGGAAGGGAACAGAAAUUACAACUACUUGCCUUUUGGUGCCAAGAAGCCCUGUGUCUCCUUCAUCAGUUCCUGGGGAGACCAGACAUUCAGACUGCACUGGUCCAACAUGCUGGGGAAAAUGGCUGACCUCUUGGAAGAAGGCAUAGAAGAAGUGAGGGAGCUGGUCAAGGUUUCAGAGGAGGCACCGGAAGAGAAGAUGAAGACCGUGCUCAGUGACUUCAUCAGUCAAAGCAGCUCCUUUAUCUCUGAAGCAGAAAAGAAACCGAAGAUGUUGAACCAAACUGCGUUAGAUAAGAAACGACUCACGCUCUGCUGGCAAGAGCUGGAGGCAAUGGCCAAGGAGGCCAAAGGGGCCAUUCAACAACAGAAGAAAAAGUUAUCUCUUGAUGAGAUGAUCAAUGAAGCCCAGAGCUUUGUGGAGAAGAUCCGCUUUCUUGUGGAUGAGCCCCAGCACACUCUCCCAGAUGUCUUCAUUUGGAUGCUCAGUAACAACAAGAGAGUAGCCUAUGCCAGAAUUGCUGCCAAAGACCUGCUUUACUCCCCCAUCAGAGAGCAGAUGGGCAAGCACUGCGGGAAGAUCAAAACCCACUUUCUCAAGCUUCCUGGGAAACGGCCAGCUGGCUGGACUGUACAGGCAAAAGUUGAUAUAUAUCUGUGGCUGGGCUCCACCAAAUACUCCAACGCCAUUUUGGACAACUUGCCUGUGGGCUAUGAAGCAGAAAUGCCCUCCAAGGCAUCUGGCACCCAUCACCCUCCAUCAGCCCUGCUAUACCAAGCCCAGCAUGUCUUCCAGCUGAGAGCACACAUGUACCAAGCCCGGGGCCUCAUCGCAGCUGACAGCAAUGGACUUUCAGAUCCCUUCGCUAAAGUCACAUUCCUGUCCCAGUGCCAGACCACAAAGAUCAUUUCCCAGACUCUCUCUCCUACCUGGAACCAGAUGCUGCUCUUCAAUGAAUUGGUUUUGCAUGGCGAGGAGAGGGAGCUGGCGGAGUCUCCGCCCCUAGUGGUGGUGGAACUCUAUGACAGUGAUGCGGUGGGGAAGCCAGAAUAUUUGGGUGCCACGGUGGCUGCUCCGGUUGUGACCCUAGCUGACCAGGACUAUGAGCCCCCCAAGCUGUGCUAUCACCCCAUCUUCUGUGGAAACCUCUCUGGAGGGGACCUUCUUGCUGUGUUUGAGCUGUUGCAGGUUCCUUCUUCUGGACUACAGGGCCUCCCUCCCAUUGACCCACCAGACAUCACACAGAUCUAUCCUGUUCCCUCCAACAUCCGGCCAGUGCUGAGUAAAUACCGGGUCGAGGUCCUCUUCUGGGGUGUCCGAGAAAUGAAGAAGGUACAGCUCCUCUCUGUGGACCGGCCACAGGUUCUCAUUGAAUGCGGGGGACGAGGCGUGAAGUCUUGCGUGAUCCAGAGUUAUAAGAACAACCCCAACUUCAGCAUACAGGCAGAAGCCUUUGAAGUGGAGCUGCCUGAGAAUGAGCUCCUGCACCCACCGCUCAGCAUCUGUGUGGUCGACUGGAGAGCUUUCGGGAGAAGCACCCUCGUGGGCACCUACACCGUCAACUGCUUGAAACAGUUUUUGUGUAAAUCCAGAGAGCCCCUUGCCCUAACUUCACAGACGGAUGGAGUUGUUUCAGAUUCACUAGCAACAAUCGAGUCUUCUGAACUCAGCUCCUCCCAGGAUCCCCCAACAGAUCACGUCUACGUGGAUGUUGAGCCACCUCCCACAGUGGUACCUGACUCUGCCCAGGCCCAGACAGCCACUCUGGUCGAUAUCCCUGACUCCUCUCCGAUGCUGGAGCCCGAGCACAAACCUGUAUCCCAGGAACCACCAAAAGAUGGGAAAGUCAAGCCAGAUCCCAGGAAGCCUUCUCGGAGAUCCACCAAAAGGAGGAAGAGGACCAUAGCAGAUGAAUCCGCUGAGAAUGUCAUUGAUUGGUGGUCUAAGUACGACGCCUCCCUAAAGAAAGCACAGAAGGAAAAGGAGAACAACUCGAAGGAGAAAAGGGCCACAGACGCAAAGCCAGACGAGGUGGUGUUGGAUAUAGAGGAUGGCCCCAAAAAGAAGAAAGACAAAAUGCUCAAGAAGAAACUGAAAGAUGAUGGGAAUGGUGGGAUCCCGAACUUGGCUGUCUUAAAGAUAUAUGAUGGUGAGCUUGAGAGUGAAUUUAACAACUUUGAAGACUGGGUGAAGACCUUCGAACUCUUCAGAGGCAAAUCUACAGAAGAUGAUCAUGGUCUAGAUGGAGACCGAGUCAUAGGAAAGUUCAAGGGCUCCUUCUGCAUCUACAAAAGCCCAGAGGAUUCUACCUCAGAGGACAGUGGGCAGCUGAGAAUCCAGCAAGGAAUUCCACCCAAUCAUCCCAUUCAAGUACUGAUCAGGGUGUACGUUGUCGCGGCAUUUAAUCUUAGCCCAGCUGAUCCAGAUGGCAAAUCAGACCCCUACAUUGUCCUCAGACUUGGCAAAACAGAAAUCAAAGACCGGGACAAGUACAUCCCCAAACAACUGAAUCCAGUAUUUGGAAGGUCAUUUGAGAUUCAGGCCACUUUCCCAAAGGAGUCCCUGCUCUCCAUCCUGAUCUAUGACCACGACAUGAUUGGGUCAGAUGACCUCAUCGGGGAGACCAAGAUCGACUUGGAGAACCGUUUCUACAGCAAACACAGAGCCAUCUGCGGUUUGCAGAGCCAAUACGAGAUAGAAGGGUACAAUGCCUGGAGGGACACGUCCAAACCCACAGAAAUCCUGACCAAGCUCUGCAAAGACAACAAGCUUGACGGGCCACACUUUCGUCCCGGGAAGAUACAGAUCGGAAGCAAGGUCUUUUCUGGAAAAACAGCCUUUGCCGAGGAAGACUCUGAGGAGAUGGUGGAGUCUUACGAACACUUGGCCCUCAAGGUGUUACACUCUUGGGAGGACAUACCUGAGGUUGGGUGUAGGCUGGUUCCAGAGCACAUAGAAACUCGGCCAUUGUACCACAAGGAUAAGCCAGGAAUGGAGCAGGGCCGUCUACAAAUGUGGGUGGACAUGUUCCCCAAAGAUACACCUCAGCUCGGACCUCCUGUUGACAUUUCACCAAGGAAACCCAAAGGAUAUGAGCUGAGGGUGACCAUCUGGAAUACUGAAGAUGUCAUUUUAGAAGAUGAGAAUAUCUUCACGGGUCAAAAGUCAAGUGAUAUUUACGUCAAAGGGUGGAUCAAGGGUUUGGAGGACGACAGGCAGGAGACGGAUGUGCACUACAACUCCCUGACUGGAGAAGGGAACUUCAACUGGCGUUUCCUGUUUCCGUUCCAGUAUCUGCCAGCUGAAAAGCAAAUGGUCAUCACCAAACGGGAGCACAUCUUUUCCCUAGAGAAGAUGGAGUGUAAGACUCCAGCCGUCUUGGUGCUGCAGGUCUGGGACUUUGAAAGACUGUCCUCAGAUGACUUCCUGGGCUCCCUGGAAAUGAAUCUUAACAGCUUCCCUCGGGCAGCCAAAUCUGCAAAAGCCUGCGAUCUGUCCAAGUUUGAAAAUGCAAGCGAGGAGAACAAGAUCUCCAUAUUCCAGCAAAAGCGCGUGCGUGGCUGGUGGCCUUUUGCCAAGAGCAAGGAGCUCACGGGCAAGGUUGAAGCUGAGUUCCACUUGGUCACAGCAGAAGAAGCUGAGAAAAACCCUGUUGGGAAAGCCCGAAAGGAGCCUGAGCCCUUGGCCAAGCCCAACCGCCCAGACACCUCCUUCUCGUGGUUCGUGAGCCCCUUCAAGUGCCUGUACCACCUCAUCUGGAAGAACUACAAGAAGUACAUCAUCAUUGCUUUCAUUCUGAUCAUCCUCAUCAUCUUCCUGGUCCUCUUCAUCUACACCCUGCCAGGAGCCAUCAGCAGGAGGAUUGUCGUGGGAAGCUCAUAA